CAGGCCCGCCGUGUGCCCGUGUGGAAGCAACCUCGGGUCCCCUGGAAUCAAUCGAUCACACGCGGCCCGCCCCAUUCGGCCAUUCCCAGCCUUCCAGAGCCCGCCGCCGCCGGCCGCUGCUCCGCCGACGCGGGGGAUGCCACCGGCGGUAGGGCCCGCCUCGCCGCGCCAAAACCCUAUCGGGGCCGAGCUCCCUGCCGCGGCGGCUUGCAUGGCGAACCCAGGCCUAGGGCUUGGCCUCGCGCCACCGGGCCCCGAGCCCUCCGCCGGAGCGCCGCCGCCGUCUUCACGCCGCGCGCCGCGCUUGGCCAAGCGGCGCCACGCGCCCGCCUCCUCCCGCUCCCGCGCGCCGCAGGCCUCAGCCGGAACAUGGAACCCAUUUGGCGGCGGCGGCGGCGGCGGUCCGGAUGGACAGACCGGAGGCUUUGUGUUUGGUUCUGCUUCGGCAGUGAGCCAGCAGCCUUCGGAGCCAGCAGUGGGGGUAGCUCCACCCACUGAGGCGCCCUUCGUGUUUGGGAGCGUAAGGGAGAGCCUGCCUCGGUUUGACGAGGGAUUGUUGGCUUCAUCAAAGCUCCCUGAUAAGAUGGAGAAGCUGAACCUGCGCACAUCGGGUGAUGUUGGUGAUGGUCUCGGUCAGGGGAGGGAUCGAAAGGAUGGAAGUUCGGCAUUUGGUGUUGAUAUAUCUGGUUUGUUUUCUAAUAACAAGGAAGCUAAUGUGGUUCAGGAGAAGCUUACACAGUUGAAUUUAGGCCACAGAGAACCCUUGCAAAGUGAGAAGAGGGAUAGUGCUAAUGGUGUGCCACAAGCAUUUGUGUUUGGAGGUAAUGGAGCUGGGAGUUUUGGUGACUGUAAGAACACAGUUGGCCCUGGUGCACAUUCAGAUGCUCUUAGUUCAGUUCAUGGCACUGAUGCAAAAGCUGCGGCUGGGAAGUCGAUGCAGUUCAAUAUAGGCAGUCAAGCACCUUCCAGGGGUGGGGGGAUUGAUCGUACUAAUGGAGCACCAGAAGCUUUCACAUUUCGAAGUACCGCAGUAAGUGAUCAUGUGGAUAAUAUAAACAGUGUCGACUCUGGUGCCAAUACCAGCUCGUCCACUGUUAGUAAAGGUGUGGGUGGUGCAGAUUUGCUUCCGGAAAAGUUAACACAGUUGAGUAUAGGAAGUGACAUGCCCUUGCAUGAGAUGAAAAGUGGUUAUCAACCCAAAGUGUUUACAUUUGGAAGUGGAGGAGUCUCAGGUGCUGUUUUUGGGAAGGAAACCGGCAGCACAUCAGAUAGGAGCAGUGAAUUUUUCUCUGCAAAUAGCAAUACAUCUAGUUCAAGCAGUGAUUUUUUGUCUACAGCAAAUAGCAACGCUUCUAAUUCAGCUAAUGGCACUUACUGUUUGCCUCCAGAGAAGACACCAGAUUUGAAUGCAGGAGAUGGAGUCAUGUUGCAGAGCUUGGAAAGUGAUAAUUCUAAUUGUCCACUGCAGACAUUUUUAUUUCAAAGAAAUGAAACCCAAAGCUCUGUUUCACACUCUGCAAGCAUAGCCAUGGAUGACGGUGGAAAUUUUGUCAAUGAUGAAAAUACUGACACCUGUAGUUCUCGUGGUACAGUGGAGUGUGCAGGUGCUCUCCCAGAGAAGAUGACAAAGUUAAAUAUAGGAUGCGGAGUUCCAUAUCAUAGCAGGAAAGAUGAAACUGCUACUGAACCACCAGAAGUAUUUGUAUUUGGACGUAAUGUUUCUAGCUUUUCUUCUGCCCAGACUGCAAGUAAAUCGAAUGAUCCCACUUCUUCUGAAUUUUGUUUUGAAAGCAAAGCAGAGGCAACUUCAGGAUAUGGGGCUGUUCCCCAAAAUAAAGUUCAGGAGUCAUACCCAUUUACAAAUUUGAAUAAUUCAUGUAGUUCCUCUACUUUUGAGAAUGUAGUUCCUGCUUUCAGUUUUGGGGCAACGAAUGCAGAAACAGAAACUGCUCCAGAUGAUCAUUUUUCUGUCAAACAGGAUUUGCCUGGGUAUUCCAGAGAGACCUUAUUUGGUUUAGACAGUAUAAAAUCUGCAUACAAGGAGAAAAGGGAAGCACGUAAAGGCAAAAUGAAAAAUAAAAGGCCAACUAGUCUGAAGCAACAUGCUCAGCUCCAUCAGGAUGUUUCUAAGGAAGCCUCUACCAAUGGAGAAGCAUCAGAUUUAGCAGGUGACUAUUCACCAAUGGAUUGUUCGCCGUAUCCUGCAGAAGCUGAACAUGUGCCAACAGAGGCAUAUGUGGCUUCUGAUCAGCCUGUUCACAUAGGCGAUAGUGUUAUCUCGAACUGGAACACCAGUUGUGCUGAAGAUGAUGUAGUUUCUGCAACCGAGCACUUGGUUCUUGAUGCAGACCUGCCGAUGUUUGGAGAUGAAGGUAGAGGACCGAAACUUGAUGCAUCUGAGAUCAAUUUUGGUAGCAGCUUUUCUAGUUUUGAAGGAGAUCGAAGUAAUUCAUCACAACAUUCUUUCACUAAUAUUGGGCAAGACUGUAAUGAGAAUACCUACAGAACUCCCCAUGAUUUUGUUGAGGCUGCUGCUUUUCAAUCAAGCUCAUCAAAUUUGAAUGGGCUGAACUUUAGAUUCGGUGUGUCAACCUAUCCACAAAUCUCUGCAGCAGCACAAAGACGUAACACAAGAAGGAAGUUAAGAACAAAGGGCAGUCUGGCAUCGAAACCUUCAACUAUCAACUCUUUUGAACAGCCAAAAUCUUCACAAGAUACUAAGGGCAUGCAGUUUUUCUGUGAAACAAGUAAAAAUCAAGACUCAGUGAAAGAGCAACCAUCAAGAGAUUCUUCUAUUUCUGUGGCCUUGGAGACUUGUGAAACUUGGCGUACUAGUGGAAAUAAUGCCUAUGCAAAUGGGCACUUUGCUACUGCAGAGGAUUAUUAUACCCGCGGAAUAAACUCUGUUAUCCAGUAUGGUGUUUCUGGACAUUGUUCCCGUGCAUUGAUGCUGUGUUACAGCAACCGUGCAGCUACAAGAAUGUCACUUGGGAUGAUGUCUGAAGCGCUUCAGGAUUGUUUGACUGCUACAUCAAUUGACCCCACCUUUCUUAAAGCUAAAGUUAGAGCUGCCAAUUGCCAGCUUGCAUUGGGCGAUCUUGAAGAUGCAUCAAGGAGUUACAUGUCCUGUUUGAACAGUAACACUGGGAGCUCUGACCCUAAAAUAUUCGCUGAGGCUUCUGAUGGUUUGGAAAGAGUCAAGAGAGUGACCGAUUGGGUAUCCCAGUGCAAGGAACUUCUUGAGAAAAGAACAUCUCCUGAAGCAACAAAAGCCUUAGAAUUGAUCUCCAAUGCAUUGCACAUAUGUCCACAUUCAGACAGCCUCAAGGAGAUGAAAGCAGAUGCAUUGCUGAUGCUACGAAGAUUUGAAGAAGUGAUUCAACUAUGUCAGGAGUCUGUAAAUCCGACUGAAAGAAAUUCAGUUUUAUUCAAAGACAACGGAGAACCAAAGAAUUCCAGAGUCUCUGAACAGACACAGUUCUCUGGAAGGUAUUGGCGGCCCUACCUCAUUUGCAAGUCUUAUUUUCUUUCAGGCAAGCUUGAUGAGGCUCUUGAAUUGUUAAAGAAACAUGAGCAAGUCACACCUGUCAAAGAAAGUGAAGUGAGCACAUAUCAAGAAAAAUUCUCAUCAUUAUCAGCGACUGUAAGAGAACUACUUUCCCUUAAGGCUGCUGGAAAUGAAUCAUUUCAAGCUGGUAGAUAUUCAGAUGCUGUCAAACAGUAUUCAGCAGCUUUGGCAUGCAAUAGUGAAUCACGCCCAUUUUCAGCUGUCUGUUUUUGCAAUCGCGCAGCUGCGUAUCAAGCACUCGGUCAAGUUACUGAUGCAAUAGCAGAUUGUUCACUUGCCAUGGUUCUUGAUACAAAUUAUCCCAAGGCAAUUUCAAGACGAGCCACCUUAUACGAGAUGAUAAGGGAUUAUGACCAAGCUGCUAAUGAUGUAAGGAAGCUAAUCUCUCUUCUUGAAAAGAAAGUCAAUGUGUCUGGAGUGUCACCAAAAGCUUUCAACAAGCACAAAGAUCUCAAGCAAGCACAUGCGAGGCUUUCAUCCAUAGAGGAUGAAGCAAAAAACGAUAUCCCCCUGAAUUUGUAUUUAAUCUUGGGAGUGGAGCCAUCAUGCUCUUCAGAAGAUAUUAAGAAGGCAUACCGGAAAGCUGCAUUGAGACAUCACCCAGACAAGGCUGCUCAAUUAUUGGUAAGGAACGAGAAUGCUGAAGAUGGAUUUUGGAGGGAUAUUGUCAAGGAAGUCUACGCAGAUGCGGAUCAUCUGUUCAAAACAAUCGGGGAGGCAUAUAAUGUUCUUUCUGACCCGGGCAAGCGUGAAGAGUACAACUUUGAAGAGGAUCUAAGAAAUGCUAGGAGGAGAGUAUCUAGUUCAAGGAGCAUGCAUAGGUCACCUGAACAGAACUACAGCAACAGAGGCUUUAAUCCACGGCAGUGGCAGUCAAGCAGAGCAUCACGUUCACGUUGGUACAGCAAUUCAGACGAUUAUUACUGGUAAAGAAGCCACUGCAUAUGGAUUGGUCAUGUGGUGAGAAGCAACUUUUGCAUCUGUUGCAUGUGGAGCACCAGAUGAGAGGAACCUGCCUUCCUGGGGUUUUUAGGUGCUGGUGCAUCACAGUCGCAGCUUUCCUGUCUGUUUGCUGUGUUCCUUUUCCAGAGGAUGGAAAUAUUAGGAUUGGUCAACUGGGGAUCUGGGAUGAUUGCUUGACACUGGUAGUGUUGUGACUUGGCUAGCACAGCAAAUAUGCGGGAUUUGGAAGUGUGUACAUCAAAUUAUCUUUUGUUGGUCUGGUGAUUUCUGAACACUGACUGCUUGGGAGUGGCCGGAUGGUAUCGGCUCUGAAGUCUGGACACUGAGAACAACAUCGAAGGUUAGAAACAUGGAUAAUGAUGUCGGUUUCUCCAAUAUCUACAGGCACUCUUUUGCUGAAUGCAUGGCUACUGUUUGGCAUGGGCAGUUUACAGCAGAUCAGCUGAAAGAAAAGAGACUUGCUCUUCUGUUUGGCGCGUGCAGUUUUGUUCUGUGGUUUCCUUUUUAUCCAAAUGAUGUAGGGCUGGAAACAGAGUGGGUACAUAUUGUAACUGGCUAACUGCUCAAUGUUGAAAUCUCGAAUUAUUUAUUUAUUCUUUGUUACUGUUAGCCCAAUGUUGGGAAUAUUUCAAGGAGAUCAAGGUUCCUUCGUAUAAAAAAGAGGCUCGGGUUGUGGUGA
Molecule: messenger RNA, 5210 nt
Organism: Sorghum bicolor (sorghum)
Lineage: Eukaryota; Viridiplantae; Streptophyta; Magnoliopsida; Poales; Poaceae
Exons: 11
Coding region: 137-4498 (1453 amino acids)
Molecular function (GO): protein binding
Source: RefSeq, a predicted model, not a curated record